Spinacia oleracea (spinach) is the source of this 1338-nucleotide messenger RNA. RefSeq names its product protein TIC 20-I, chloroplastic. The record is from RefSeq and is a predicted model, not a curated record. Bases 217 to 1017 code for a protein of 266 amino acids. The transcript is spliced from 3 exons. NCBI's taxonomy places the organism in Eukaryota, Viridiplantae, Streptophyta, Magnoliopsida, Caryophyllales, Amaranthaceae.
AAAAGAUCCCCAAUUUAGCUAAUCUUUAUACGGCUAGGGGUUAUCUCUCUCCGUCAGUCCAGUGAGUCCUAUCCCCAAUCACACCAGAAUCACCAUGUAUGUUGUUGUGUUCGUCGCAAAACCCUAACUUCCAUUCUUCCUCUUUCUCUUCUAUCACACCAGAAUCAACCACCAUUUCUGCACUCUUCUCGUACUGCUCUUGAUACAGGUCAGAGGAUGAUCAUAAAUGGAUGCGGUAUGAUUUCCAAAACAUAUAACCCUAUUUCUUGUCAUGCUUCCUGGCCAAGGCCUGCUUCUUUGCCUGCAAAGGCUGCAUUAACCAAUGUCACAGCUUUGUUUCGACCAAGUGAGGGGCUGAAGUUGCGUUAUCCCACAGGGUUUUUGUUGUCCUCUCAUCUUUCAUCUUCAUCAACUCCUCUCUUGGGUGGAGAACAUGGUGGGUUGUCACACACCAUUCCCGUUCUACCUAAAAGGAGAGCACACAGCAUAGUACCUCGAGCAGCAAAGGAUGUUCCUUAUACUUUCCGGUUUCCUCCAAUGAUGAAGAAGCCUCAAUUUUGGUGGAGAACCCUAGCCUGCCUUCCUUAUCUGAUGCCUUUGCACGAGACCUGGAUGUAUGCAGAAACAGCUUAUCAUCUUCAUCCCUUUCUCGAGGAUCUCGAGUUUCUGACAUACCCUUUCCUUAGAUCGAUUGGGAGACUACCACCUUGGUUUUUCAUGGCGUACUUCUUCGUUGCUUACCUAGGGGUCGUGAGGAGAAAGGAGUGGCCCCAUUUCUUCAGGUUUCACGUUGUGAUGGGAAUGUUGCUCGAGAUUUCUUUGCAGGUUAUUGGUACUAUCAGUCGUUGGAUGCCUAAGGCCGUGUACUGGGGCAAGUUUGGGAUGCACUUUUGGACAGCUGUUGCAUUCGGUUUCCUGUUCACCGUUCUGGAGUGUAUUAGAUGUGCUCUUGCUGGGAUGUACGCUGAUGUUCCUUUCGUGUGUGAUGCUGCAUACAUCCAAAUUCCGUAUGAUUAAGUUCUGUACUUUUCAGGUGAUGUGUUUGCGAAUGUGGAACAUACUUGAGAAGCUUGUUUGGAGAGAAAACUUCAUCAAAGAUGUAAACACCAAUCUGUUUUAAGGUGUUUUCUGUAACUUCCUGUUCCUGCACUGUCAGAUUAGAUUUGUAGAAUGCAGAAAGGUGGUAUUGUUCUACCCAGAAACAGUGCUUAAUGUAGGUUAAGUUGUUGAGAGUCGCCUGAACUUUGUGCAUAAUUCACUGUUGGGUUUUAUGUAUUGUGUCUAGUGACUAUAUUUGUGAAUUUGAGCAUUUAGUGCAAAUGAACUUGUGUUUAAUCA